AUGAUGCCGGCGCCCACGACGCCGGCCGCGGUCGACGGCGACGGAUCGCUCUCAGCCGAGCCCUUGCCAGUGCCCGUGCCCGCGGCCGUGCGGACGCAGCCGCGCGCCGACGCCGACGCCGCGCCCCGCCCCUCGGAAGAUGACUCGGAGGAGGACGAACCAGUGGAAAUUCAGUUGUCAGAUGUCACGAUGCAUCCGAAGGGGACCCCAGCGCCGGCAUCAUCCGUCGCAAGGCGCGCUACCUACCCGACGCUCGAGCACGACGACCACGACCCCGGCCCCCUCGCAGAGCGCAUCAGGCGCGACAAGCGCGAGGCGUCCCACCGCUCCUCCGACGACUCCUCCUCCGACCGCGACUCGUGCGGCACCGGCUCCACUAGCGAGGCGAAUGACAUAUUCGACACCCUCGAAGACCAUCUCGGCUACGGUUCCGACUCCGGCUCCGGCUGGUAG
Messenger RNA from Emiliania huxleyi CCMP1516, 453 nucleotides. RefSeq lists its product as hypothetical. The record is from RefSeq and is a predicted model, not a curated record. The transcript has 4 exons. The coding region runs from base 1 to 453 and encodes 150 amino acids. Lineage: Eukaryota; Haptophyta; Isochrysidales; Noelaerhabdaceae.